Messenger RNA from Ceratotherium simum simum (southern white rhinoceros), 7221 nucleotides. Its product is annotated as chondroitin sulfate proteoglycan 4-like. Lineage: Eukaryota; Metazoa; Chordata; Mammalia; Perissodactyla; Rhinocerotidae. Gene Ontology annotation, biological process: anatomical structure morphogenesis. The record is from RefSeq and is a predicted model, not a curated record.
AUGGGAACAUAUUGGGGACUUGGUUUUGGACUCUAUCGGAGGCAUGGACUGUUGGAGGACUUGGUGGCCCCACGUUGGGUCUGUGGGCCACCCCAGGAAUCAGCAUCUUUUUAUGGUGAAAGCUAUGUAGAGCUUAACAUCGUAGAAGUUUUCUCUGAAUUAUCUCUUCAGUUAAAAUUUCAAACCAGCAAGCCACAAGGAUUACUUUUUCUUGCAGCUGGGAAAAAUGACUACUGUAUAAUAGAACUUCUAUCAGGAAACUUACGGGUGAGAGUGAAUUUGGGUGCAGAUGAACAGUUGCUCCUUUCUGAGCAAAGACUUCGUAUGGAUGACUUGGUUUGGCAUAUAGUGGAACUGCACUGUGUUAAGGAUAAUCUCUCUUUGGUUAUUGAUAAACGUUAUGAGACAACUGGCCAAAUCACUGGUGGGAUGCACAAUUUGCAUUUUCAACAUGGAAUCUACGUAGCAGGCCACAGUGAACUUGAUGUCCCUUACCUAGAUGGAGAGCUCCCCAAUUUCCGUGGAUGUAUGGAGGAUGUGGUAUUUAACCAGAGGGAGAUCCUUACGUCCCUUAGAUCUUACCCUGGUUUUAAGAAAGUUUAUGAGGUGUCACUAGGGUGCAGUGAUGAAUUUUUUGCAGGGGAGGAUGAAGCCAUCAGUUUCUUUAGCUCCAGAUCCUAUGUCACCUUCCCAGAAUGGAGGGUGCAAGGGGAAGGGCUACUGGAAUUUGCUUUGCAGACUGGUACUCAGCAAGCCUUGCUUUUAUUUCAGUCAGGUAGAGAAGGAGAUUUUGUUGCUUUGGAAAUAGUUAAAGGUCUGUUGAAGGCUCAUGUAGGAAGGAGUAAAAGUAAUACUCAGCUCUCUUCUUUUAGCUUAGUUAGUGACAACAAGUGGCACAUUAUUCAACUCAAAUUCACUGGAAAGUAUCUGGACCUGAUGGUAGAUGGACAAGGGGUGAGGACGUUGCUGCCUUUGCAAAGCAAAUCAUUUGUAUCUGAAGGCCCCCUCUUCGUGGGAGGUCUUCAUAACCGGAAGGGAGAAGAAGUUAAGAGGUUAGAACUUGUCUCUGUGCCUAGGAAAUCUGCUGGAGGAAUCUCUUUCAAAGGGUGCUUAAGAGGCUUGGAAACCAAUUCAGAAAAGAGAGCAUUAAAGGAUGCCCUUGUUUCCAAAGACAUAUCUGCUGGGUGUAAAAUGAAGAGUAAUGGUAAUGAAAAUCCUUCCAUAACAACAACAGCAAACCUGCUUCAGUCAGAAGUUCCCCUGUCCACUGCUGUCCCUGAGGCAGGCAAGCCUUUGCUUCAAGAUGCAAGUAGCCGUUUCUUGGUUCUAAAUAACUUGGAGGUUCAAGAAGGUGGGCAAGCCUUAUUGGAACAAAGGCAUAUGAAGGUGGAGGUGGAAUUUAAGGAUUUGGGUAUCCAUCAUUCUCAAAUACUAUUUAAAAUAAAGGAAAUGCCUCUUCAUGGGUUCCUUCGAUUAGAUGUUUCCCCUGAGCAAGAAAAGGAGAAGGCUUUUACUGUGUUAGAUUUGGGGCAAGGAAAAGUUUGGUAUGUCCAUGAUGGUUCAGAAGAACCUAGGGAUUAUUUCACAUUUUCGGUCUCUUCCAACAGCAAGAAGGAAAUGCCGUUAUAUCCGCAAGGACAUGUUCCACGUGUGUUUAACAUUAUUGUCAUUCCAGUAAAUGAUCCCCCGUACCUUAAGCUCCCUGAGGGAAACUUGCUUCUCCUAUUUGAGAACUCUAAGAAAAGACUGACUCCAAAUAUAAUACACGUGUCAGACCCUGACACGGAUUCCUUGAGUCUUAGUAUUUCAGUUCUUGGUAACUUCAAUUCUGGUGCUGGGUUUUUAGAAAACACCAACGAUCCUGGGAGAGCCAUUAAUGGUUUCACACAUGGGGAUUUAAGAGAUGGCAACAUUUUCUAUGUGCACAGGGGCCAUCGGAACUCUCGGAUCCUUCUGAGAGCAAGUGAUGGAGAGCUGGUUAGCAAUACAGUGGUGUUACGGGUCAUGGCUGUUCCUUGGGACUUUAAAGUGGCCAACAGGACCGGUGUGGUGGUACAGCAGGGUGGCAUCGUUCUGAUUACACAGAGUAACUUGUCAGUGGAGGUUAAUGGUGAACGCCAUGAGAUAGAAACCUGCUAUAAUGUCACUCGUCCACCUCAGUUUGGCCAGAUUCAGUGGCAGGGAUCAGGUGGUGAAUGGGAACAAGUUAGUUCCUUUUCUCAGCAUUCCAUUGAUCGGGGUCGGGUCCGGUACCAUAAUACAUUCAAAGAAUUGCAGCUAGAAAAUGUAAUGGAUCACUUUAAAUUUAAAGUUAACAUAGAAGGGAAAAUCAGUGAAGAGCUGAUGUUUCCUGUUACUGUACAAUGGCUAAAGUUUACACUUCUGAAAAAUGUUCCUCUCGAGAUCAGUAAAAUGAACAGACAAGUAUUGACUUCUGAUCAUUUGCAGGCUGUGACAGAGGGUGUGGAAGUAGCUGAGAGGGAAUUACAUUUUAAGUUACUGACCCCCCCUAAGAAAGGAAAAUUGCUACAUGGCAAUAAAAUUCUAAAAACAAACUCAGUCUUCAGCCAACAAAACAUUACAGACUCUAAGAUAAGUUAUGAACCACAGGAGAGGCCCAGGGAAGACACACAAGAUACAUUUAGGUUCUUGAUUGUUGCAAAACACAUAGAAUCAAAAGAUUAUACUUUCCGAAUAAACUUUAAAGCAGAUAACAUGCACAUUAUUGUAAUGAACAGAGGAUUAUUUGUAAAAGAAGGAGAAGGGAAAUUAAUUACAAAGUCGGAAUUAUUUGCUCAAACCUUGGACAAUCAGACCUUCCAAUACAAAAUCACCAAGAGUCCUCAACAUGGGAAGCUGAAACUGAUUGGCUUUUCAGAUUCUCUGGGAAGUCAUGACAAUAUCACCACAUUUACCAAUCAAGACAUAGUGGGUGAGCGGCUGCUGUAUGUCCAUGAUGACUCGGAGACUCACUGUGAUGAAUUCCUCGUUGUGGCCUCCAGCACCGGACCAGGCCAAGAGGGAGUGAUGAGGGAUCUUGACACAGAGCGUUUGUCUACAGAAAUCAAAGUCACCAUUUCUGUCGAGUUAAAGAAUGAUGAGAAACCAGUGCGCGUGGUAGAUAAGGUCUUCCACGUUGUGCGGAAUGGCCAGCGCUUAUUGACCCUGGCAGAUCUCUGUUACCAUGAUCCUGAUUCCGAUUUUGAUGAUGGGCAAUUGCUCUACACCCGGCGGGGCAUCCCAAAUGGGGACUUGGUGCGAGCUGGUGACCCCACUCAGAAACUCUACCAGUUCAGGCAAGACGACCUACAGGAAGGGCAUGUGCUCUUCAGGCACCGGGGUGCAGACUUGGCCCGCUUUGUGCUGUUUGUGACAGACGGCGUCCACUACACGUCCUCCCUUCUUGAGGUCAGUGUGUCAGACCCCUACGUCCGGAUAGCCAACAACACGGGGCUGCUGGUACAGAGAGGAAAGGACAGCAGCCUCACAGCAGCCAACCUCAGUGUCACCACAAACCAAGAUGUCAGAACGGACCACGAGAUCGAAUUCCACAUCGUGCGCCCCCCGAAGCACGGCAGAGUGCUGGUCAACAACUCGGUGUCCCGCUCAUUUUCCCAGCAUGACGUGAAGCAAGGACGUGUGAUUUAUAGGGGUGACGGCAGUGGCAACUUUGAUGUCUUCAACCUGACAGUGAAAGUUAAAGAUACAUGUUUAGAAGUGGGUGUCUAUGUGCGCCUGUACUUGGAAAGCCACCAACAUCACACCCAAAUUCUACACAGCAAGACCCUUGUAGUUGAAGAAGGAAAACCAGUAAAACUGAGUAGAGGAAGGCUCCAGGCUGUGCAUGAAGAUAAUGUUCCUUCAGAGGCAAUGUUCAUUGUCAGAACUCCGCCAAUGCAUGGAUACCUCCGAAAAUCUUUACCAGAAGAAAGCAGCUUGGGUACGGAUGAAAAGUCCCCUUUGACAUUUACACAACAAGAUAUUGAUGAUGGUAACAUCCAUUAUGUGCAGACUGCACCUGACCAACAAGAGGACCGUUUUUUACUGGAUGUGAUGAAUGGUUUCCAAGCUGUGAGUGGAGUUGAAAUCUUGGUGGAUAUCAUCCCUAAGUGGAUUCUUCUGGAGAUACAGAAUUUCACAGUCCAAGAAGGUGGUUCCAAAGCACUUCUGGAAGACUACCUCAAAAUUCCAAGCAAAUAUUUUAAGGGACUUGACUGUGAAUUUGUUCUCCUCAAACCACCAAAACAUGGUUAUGUUGAAAAUUCUCAUUUUCCAAGAGUAAAGCUAAUGAAAUUUACCAGGAAACAGGUGGAAGAUGAAUUGAUUUACUACGUUCAUGAUGAUAGUGAGGAGCUUCUUGACAAUUUCACCGUCUUUGCAAAUAGCUCAGAGCUUGGAAAACAAAGUUUGCCCCAAACUCUUUUUGUGACUGUUGAAUCAGUAAAUGAUGAGGCUCCAGUAAUAACAGCCAAUAAAAUCCUUCAGGUGUGGGUGAAUUCUGUCACUGACAUUACCAGUGGUGACCUCUGUGCAGAGGAUGGGGACUCCUCCCCGCAGGACCUCACCUACUGGGUCACUCCACCGAGCAACGGGCAUUUGGCUCUCAAGUCCUUUCCUGGACGAAGUAUCCAGAACUUCACCCAGGCUCAAAUCAACGAGGGCCAGCUAGUGUUUGUCCACACUGGAGCAAAGUCAGGAGGCUUUAAUUUUCAGGUCACUGAUGGUUUGAACUUGGCACCGCGACAAAUUUUUAGCAUCACAGCUCAAGCUCUGAUCAUUAGCUUAGAAGUAAACAGAGGACUGAGCAUCUUUCCAGGUUCCAUGAAGCCCCUUUCAUCUUAUGACCUGAGAGCUGUGACCAAUGACAUGAACAGUGCAGGAAACAGAACUAUAACUUUUACGAUUGUAAGUUCCCCUAGACUCGGAAGGCUGGUGCGCAUGAAUUCUGACAACAGCACAGAGGAUGUUUCCGUGUUUACUCAGAAUCUGGUCAGUGAACGGCUGAUAUUAUACCAGCAUGUGGACCGUGAGAACACUGGCUGGACUGCAGAAGACUCGUUCACAUUCAUGGCAUCCUCCCCGCCAGCAGCUCUAGGCCCUGCAGAGUUUCGUAUUACUAUUUCAUAUGAAAUUAAUGAACCUGGUCAGCAGAGUCGUCUGCUUGCAAAUACAGGAGCUGCUGUCGAGGAGGGAGACAAAGUUCUCAUUGACCAAUCUAAGUUAGAUGCUUCCAACCUCUUAUUGAAGUUGCCUGAAUCUCAGCGCUCUUCCUAUGAAAUUUGGUUCCAAGUUACAUCUCUUCCUCAUCAUGGAACCAUUAUGGUUGGAGACAGAAAUAUUACCAAAAGAAAACCCAAUUUCUCCCAGUAUAUAAUUAAUAAAUUUGGAAUCACAUACCUUCACGAUGACUCUGAAUCACUGGCUGAUAACUUUACCUUUGCCGUUUGGCCAAACCAAAAGAGCAAGCCCGCCACCAAGCCAGAGGCUGACUUUCUUGAAGAGAUGUUUAACAUCACCAUCUCUCCUGUUAAUGAUCAGGCACCAGAAUUAAAGACAAAAGAGCUUCGGUUGAAAGUUCUACAGGGCAAUAGGUUGGUUCUGGGACCUGAAAACCUGAAAGUGGAAGAUCUAGACAGUCCUCCAGAGGAGAUCAGAUAUAUGAUCAUCCGUAAUCCUAAUAAUGGCUUUUUGUCAAUGGCUCACCAUUCAGACACACCUGUUCACCAUUUCACACAAGCCGACAUUGAUAACUCUCAGGUGUGGUUCAUACAAGAUGGAAGCCCUUCCUCUGGAGUGUUUUACUUUAGUGUGACUGAUGGCCAACACCGCCCACUCUACAAGCUCUUCCACCUGGAUGUCAUCCCCAUCUCCAUCACCCUUGUGAACCUUACUGACCUACUUCUUCCACAAGGCCAGACAACUGUCCGUAUCACCAAUGCUCACCUAUCAGCAAUGACCAAUGGGAGGAGCCCCCAAAUCACUUACAAGGUAACAUGGCCCCUCCAACAUGGGUGUCUGCUCAUUGAAAAUCAGGCGGUCAUCAGCUUUGGACAGGAGGAUCUGGAUUCAGGAAGGCUCUCUUACCACAUGACAAACCUCACUGCCUCAGACGACCACCUACAGUUCUCACUGUUUACAUCAGAAAGCAACCUGACAGGACAAACACUGAGCAUCAGAGUGCAGCCUUUACUGCGUAUUAUGUCAAACCUGACAAUUGCCAACAGAGUGGCUCAUACGCUGAGAAGAAAGGACCUUGAUGCUACUGAGCUUGCUAAUAGAACUAACAGUGACCCAAAAUUUGAAGUGACAGAACCCCCCGUCCAUGGAAGACUUGUCCGAAGAGUGAGCCGUGGCCCUAUGAUGGAAGAUGCAACUCUCUUCACUCAAAGGGACAUUGACCAAGGACUGCUGAUGCUUGAUCCACACGCCAAUCUAACGGGUACCAACGUGCUGAAUGACUCCUUCACUUUUUUGCUCAGGGCAGACCACGUACAGCCAGCGAUAGGCUAUCUCCCCUUUACCAUAGUGCCACCUAACCCCUUACUUUUGCAAACUUUUACUCCUGAUGUUUCUUUAUUAGUCACUGUAGAUAACCUUGUGACUUCAGAUCUCUCUCAGGAAAAGUCUUUGGUUUCCUCAAGACCCACAACACAGACAGAAACUCUGGGGAAGCAGACCCAGACCAGACGGCAGGAAGUAGAUCCCUGGGGACGCCACAAUGGUAGAGAGCCUACUAUGGAUGGCAAGCCCUCUUCUACCAGGGUCAUUUGGCCACCAGAUGCCAUGAAAGCCAGCCCUGGGGCACCCACCCAGCCCAGGGAGACCAGUUACUCUCUGGUGGUCAUCGUACCUAUGGCUGCCGUGGUCUGCCUGCUGAUAGUAACUGCAGUGGCCUUUUGUGUCUGGCUGCUGGGCCAGAAGGUAGAAAAGGCAAAACCUCUUAUCAAGCCCCAGACCAACCUGGAACCUACAACCCCGUGUCCAAGGCCGGAAAGGGGCAUAACUGUUCCCACCGUUACAGUGACGCCCCUUCUAAAAGGCUCCAGCAGUCCCCCAGUCAGUCUUUUCAGGGCCCCUCAAUGUGAGCAAAUGGCCUCUCCAGUCACUGAGCCAGUGGAAAAAUGUGGUCCUUGGGAGACAUGGGUGAAUCUGGAUCCUGACAUGGUCAAGCUCUGCCGACAAACCAACCCAAUGCUGAAGCACAACCAGUAUUGGGUAUAA